This is a messenger RNA of Camellia sinensis, 2540 nucleotides long. RefSeq names its product transmembrane 9 superfamily member 12. Gene Ontology annotation, biological process: protein localization to membrane. The record is from RefSeq and is a predicted model, not a curated record. Gene Ontology annotation, cellular component: membrane. Lineage: Eukaryota; Viridiplantae; Streptophyta; Magnoliopsida; Ericales; Theaceae.
GGGCUAAUAUAGUAACACCAUCAAUGAGAUCUAAAUCGAGUUAUUGGAGCACACAUAUAUAGGGCUAAUAUCAAACCCAGAAAAUUGAAUAUCUGUAUCGAUUCUACAACUCUUGAUCUUAGGCGAACAGAGUCGAAUCGAACAAGACUGUUGCUGAGUUACGCAAUCUGGCGCUGAUUUGAUGUGGAAUAAACCUGCUAGCGUAAGCUUAGAUUAAGAAUAGUUUUGAGGGAUCUGCUUUGUGUUCCUUUUUCAAACUCAAUGGCUUCUUUGUUGAUCCCAAAAAGGGCAUAUUGGGUAGCUUUCAUUUAUGCCGUUCUUGUUUCACACGCCUGCAAUGGUUUUUACCUCCCGGGAAGCUACAUGCAUACAUAUUCAACAGGUCAUGAAAUAUUUGCCAAAGUUAAUUCAUUGACCUCUAUUGAAACUGAGCUUCCCUUCGGUUAUUACACUCUCCCGUACUGCAAACCCCCUGAGGGAAUAAAGAAAAGUGCUGAGAAUCUUGGAGAACUCCUUAUGGGAGAUCAGAUUGACAACUCUCCGUACCGUUUUCGAAUGAACAUCAAUGAAUCUGUAUUCCUCUGCAUUACAAGUCCAUUAAGUGAGCACGAGGUAAUGUUAUUGAAACAGAGGACUCGUGAUCUGUAUCAAGUAAAUAUGAUUUUGGAUAAUUUGCCUGCCAUGAGGUUUGCUCAACAAAACGGAAAUAAGAUUCAAUGGACUGGGUUUCCUGUUGGGUAUACACCGCCAGAUAGUAAUGAAGACUAUGUGAUCAAUCACCUCAAGUUCAGGGUUUUGGUUCAUGAGUAUGAAGGGGCAGGGGUGCAGAUAAUUGGUACUGGGGAAGAGGGUAUGGGUGUAAUUUCGCAAGCUGAUAAGAAGAAGGCUUCUGGAUAUGAGAUAGUCGGUUUUGAGGUUGUCCCUUGCAGUGUUAAACAUGACCCCGAUGUGAUGUCAAAACUCCAUAUGUAUGACAAUAUCUCUGUAAACUGCCCGUUGGAACUUGACAAAUCUCAGAUAAUAAGGGAGCGAGAGAGAGUAUCAUUCACUUAUGAAGUUGAAUUUGUUGGGAGUGAUAUUAGAUGGCCAUCUCGAUGGGAUGCUUACCUGAAAAUGGAAGGUGCUCGAGUCCACUGGUUUUCCAUCCUGAAUUCACUAAUGGUGAUCCUUUUCUUAGCUGGUAUUGUUUUUGUUAUAUUUUUACGAACAGUCAGAAGGGAUUUGGCAAGGUACGAGGAAUUGGACAAAGAAGCUCAAGCACAGAUGAAUGAGGAGCUUUCAGGCUGGAAGCUUGUCGUUGGCGAUGUGUUCAGAGAACCAAAUCACUCAAAGCUACUCUGUGUGAUGAUUGGAGAUGGGGUUCAGAUCAGCGGGAUGGCUAUUGUUACUAUUGUAUUUGCUGCCUUUGGUUUCAUUUCACCAGCUUCUCGAGGAAUGUUGUUGACAGGUAUGAUAAUUCUUUAUCUUUUCCUGGGGACUUUUGCUGGUUAUGCUGGUGUACGUUUAUGGAGAACGAUCAAGGGGACUUCAGAUGGUUGAAGGUCAGUUGCCUGGUUGGUUGCAUGCUUCUUCUCAGGAAUUUGUUUUGUUAUCCUCACUGUGCUGAAUUUUAUUCUCUAGGGUAACAAAAGCAUCGGUGCUAUUCCCAUUUCCCUGUAUUUUAUUCUCCUAUCUCUCUGGUUCUGCAUUUCAGUGCCGCUAACCCUUUUGGGAGGUUUCUUAGGAACACGAGCUGAGCCUAUUCAAUACCCUGUACGAACUAACCAAAUCCCAAGAGAGAUCCCUGCACGCAAAUAUCCAUCAUGGCUUCUUGUUCUUGGGGCUGGGACCCUUCCAUUUGGAACCCUAUUCAUUGAACUUCUCUUCAUCCUCACUAGCAUCUGGCUCGGGAGGUUCUAUUAUGUCUUUGGAUUCCUGCUUGUUGUCUUCUUUUUGUUGGUUGUCGUUUGUGCAGAAGUAUCUGUGGUCCUUACCUACAUGCAUCUCUGUGUUGAGGAUUGGCAGUGGUGGUGGAAAGCAUUCUAUGCUUCAGGUUCCGUUGCUCUUUAUGUGUUCUUGUACUCGAUCAAUUACCUGGUUUUUUAUCUCAAGAGCUUGAGUGGACCUGUGUCAGCUAUACUUUAUAUUGGUUAUUCACUGAUCAUGGCCAUUGCGGUCAUGAUGUGUACGGGGACUAUUGGCUUCCUCACAUCGUUCUAUUUUGUCCAUUACCUUUUUUCAUCGGUGAAGAUUGAUUGAAAAGGUAUAUUUGCUAAUCCUCAUGGGCUGGUUGAAGUCUCCUGGUGAGUGGGAUCAAUCUAACAUUUUGCUUUUGCCAAAUAUGUCUUGAUACACAUCAUGUCGCACCGCAUUGAGAGGUUAUUAUAUUUUCUCUGCUUCCUUAGGUUUACAGAAUUUUAUACUAUUGAAGUUGUGUUUUAGCUGUCUCAUUCUCAUUGCGUUCUGUGAUGCAGUGGAAACUAGAUGUAAUCAAUUGAACUUUAUAUCCUUGUAUACUCUUUUGAUUUUAUGGUGAAAAGAAAGGUAGGUUAUAUUGCUAA